Molecule: messenger RNA, 1245 nt
Organism: Bombus impatiens (common eastern bumble bee)
Lineage: Eukaryota; Metazoa; Arthropoda; Insecta; Hymenoptera; Apidae
Product: ADP,ATP carrier protein-like
Exons: 4
Coding region: 173-1102 (309 amino acids)
Biological process (GO): mitochondrial ADP transmembrane transport; mitochondrial ATP transmembrane transport
Cellular component (GO): mitochondrial inner membrane
Molecular function (GO): ATP:ADP antiporter activity
Source: RefSeq, a predicted model, not a curated record
UAAUAUUUAUUUAUAAUAGUUUCAAUAUAAUGAAGAUAUGUUUUAUGUCGAAAUAAACAUAAAAUUAUUUAAUCUAUGAAAUUGUGUUACCAUUAUGAUCCCUAAUUUCAACUAAUUUUAUCUUUGUAAACUGAAAUUUAUCUCUAAAGACAUGUCUUAAAAAAUUUAUAAUAUGGAUGCAUACAAGUCAUUUAUAAUAGAUUUUUUAGCUGGUGGGAUAUCUGCAGCUGUAUCAAAAACUGCAGUAGCACCAUUAGAAAGGGUAAAAUUAUUACUCCAAGUUCAACAUACUUCAAAACAAAUAAGACCAGAAGAUCGGUACAAAGGAAUGAUGGAUGCAUUUAUACGUAUACCGAAAGAAACUGGAUUUCUUAGUUUUUGGAGAGGAAAUUUAGCUAAUGUAAUUAGAUAUUUCCCAACUCAAGCUUUAAAUUUUGCAUUUAAAGACAAAUUCAAAGCUAUAUUCUUGGAAGGUGUUCCAAAAGAUGCAUUUUGGAGACAGUUUGCUGGAAAUUUGGCUUCUGGUGGAGCUGCUGGAGCAACAUCUCUUUUAUUUGUGUAUCCACUUGAUUUUGCACGUACAAGAUUGGCUGCAGAUAUUGGACAAGGAGAUAAAAGGGAAUUCAAAGGUCUGGGUGACUGUAUAGUAAAAAUUUUCAAGACAGAUGGCCUUAUUGGUUUAUAUCGAGGGUUUAAUGUAAGCGUUCAAGGAAUUAUUAUUUAUAGAGCUACUUAUUUCGGUCUUUAUGAUACGACAAAAAACAUGCUUCCUGAUCCAAAAAAUACUCCCCUACAUAUUACCUUUUUAAUUGCGCAAGUAGUAACAACAGUGGCUGGAGUUAUGUCAUACCCUUUUGAUACAGUUAGAAGACGUAUGAUGAUGCAAUCAGGACGUAGUAAAAGAGAAAUCAUGUAUAAAAAUACAUUAGAUUGUUGGAUCAAAACAGCCAAGGCAGAAGGUGUUGGUGCUUUUUUUAAAGGUUCACUGUCAAAUAUUCUCAGAGGUACUGGUGGAGCAUUAGUUUUAACAUUGUAUGAUACACUCAAAAACAUUUUUGAAGAUGUAUUACGUGAUAAAGACUCGUCUGCAGUGUCCAAAUAAUGUUAAAUAAUUUCAUAUUCAAAUUUUGAAUGAUUGUGAAUUGAUCUAAACAAGUAAAAUUGUAUUGAUUUUCUACAAAUUGAGUAUUACUCAUGCUAUGGAAAGUAAUGUACUAAAAUUAUUUAUGUAACAAUUCAUGAAUA